AUGAGUACAUUCCAAGACUGUUUGUCACUUGCCUCUGUUAAGCUUGGAAGCAAAAUAAAGAAGAUUUAUUCUUUUGCUUUUUCAGGCUGCAUUUUUCUGAAAACAUUCGACAAAGGAAGUGCAAUCCUCGACACAAUCGAUACAAAUGCCUUUGAGUAUACAGGCCUUACGUCAUUCGUCAUAGAUAGUACAGUUACAGUUUUAGGCGAUUUUUCUUUUUACCAAUCAAAACUUGAAUCAUUGGAGUUUGCUUCGAGAUAUACAGAGCUAUUGAUACCGGGAUUCAUUUGCAAGAACUGCGUGAAUUUGAAAACUGUUAUUUUACCAAAUUCUGUUCAGUUUAAUCCUCAUGGAAGUAACAUGUUUGAAUCAUGCACAAAUUUGGAGUCAAUUACGCUUCCUGCAGAAAUAAAAUCAAUUCCAGAAGCUGCAUUUUCAAAUUGUUCUAAUUUGGCAAAAGUUGAUGGUCCUGGUAUAGAGCAUAUUGAAGCUUAUGCUUUUUACAAUUGCUCUAAACUCUCAUCUUUCACUUUCGGCCAUGUUUUGUCCAUCGGCGAAUAUUCGUUAUCCUUCUGUUCUUCUUUAGAAUAUCUUUAUGGUCUAUCAACAACAGACAACAUCACUUUUGGCUCAAAUUCGUUCUCUUACUGCACAACUCUCAAGAUUGAAAAAAUUUAUUCAACAUAUUCCAUCAACGAGUACUCAUUCUUAGGUUGCUCCGGUCUAGAAUCCAUCAUUAUUAGCUGUACAAGCCUUUCCGAGGGUGUAUUUACAGGAUGUUCCAGUCUAGGGUUUGUUUCAUUUGAUUAUCAAAACUCUCCAUCGGAAAUUGGCCCAUACAGCUUCAUGAACUGCACUAAUUUGAAGACAGUUCUAUUUGGCGAUAGCGUAAAAUGCAUUGGCUACUACGCUUUCGCUGGAUGUCCUCUUUCUGAUAACUUAAACCUCAACAAAAUCACAUACAUCGGAAAGAUGGCGUUCGCUCACUGCCCGUUUUCAUCAUUAACCAUCAAUGUUGAUGCCAAUUUUGAUGUUGGAUGCUUCUUUGAGUGCGCAAACCUCGAAUCUGUCGAAAUUGGUAAGAAUGUUGAGCAUUUUUCACUCGAACCAUUCGUUAAUUGCUCUAAAUUGGCGACGUUCAUAUGUGAAAACAAUCCAAAUAUGCAUGUUUCAAACGGAAAUUUGAUAUACAAAGAUAAUGACAGGCUUAUUGCAUUCCCUCCUGCAUCAAACAUCGAGGAAUAUACAAUACCAAAUGAGAUAACUGAGAUUUGCUCAUUUGCUUUUGCAUAUUCAACAAAAUUGAAGAAAAUUAUUUUGAAUCACUUCAUAGAAUUGUCAGAAAACACAUUCUCUUGCAUCCACUCACUUGAAAAGUUCGAAUUUGAAGCAUCUGGUAUCAGAACUAAUCCAAGUUCCGUGAAAUUGCAAAGUUCUUUCGGAGAUUACGCUUUUUCUGACUGCAAAUUACUCAAAUCAGUUAAGUUUAUGUCUCCUGUUUAUUCCCUCGGCAGAUACUGCUUCAUAAACUGCAUUUCUCUUGAAGAUAUCAAUUUAUCUACUUCUUGUUCGAUGAUUGGCGAAUUCUGUUUCUCUGGAUGUACCAAGCUCAAAGAGAUAGAUAUUUCUAAAAUAGACCGCAUCCCCAACAACGCUUUCCAAAACUGUAAAAAUCUGAUUUCUGUCAAACUCUCCGACCAAUUAGUGACUAUUGGAGAGUCUGCAUUUGUUAAUUCAGGUAUUAAGUCCAUUUCCAUCCCUAUUUCUUGCAUGAAAGUGGAGAGUUACGCUUUUUACGGAUGCAAUGCCUUGACGACAUGCAAUUUCUCUUCUAGAGUAACUAGGAUCAACUCCAAGGUCUUCUACAACACAUCUUUGUCAUUAUUCAAGCUCUAUGAUACUGUCAGAUCAAUUGAAUCUGAUGCCUUCCAGUUUUCUGACAAACUAAAGAUUGAAAUUGUCAAUCUUCAAACAAACAACUUCUUUGUUGACGGCCAAGCACUUAUCUUCAAGCCAACAAAGAAAUUGAUAUUGACAUUCGGAAAACUCCCCCAGGAAUACACAAUUCCAUCAUCGGUUGAAGUUAUUGGCAAGUUAUCCAUCAACCCCAACAUAAUCAAGGCCGAAGAACUUGAUUAUCCACUUCAAUUAGGAACUACAACCGUAAUUAUUCCUUCUUCAGUCAAAAAUGUAGAGCCAAGAGCGUUUGAAAGAUGUCAGUUCUUGUACAACAUCUGCUACGAAGGAGAUGUAUUCCAAACAUCGUCAGUUAACGCUGUGAAAAUAUAUGUCACUCAAAAGUACCCUUACUUGUUCGCUUUUAAGAAGGACGUCAUAAGAACGGACUGCAGCAACGUCAUUCCUGACAGUUACACUGAAAUUGCAGGAUUGAGGAAGUUGACAAAGAUAGAAGUGGCUUUGAUCAUCAUCUCCGUCAUUUCUGUCUUUGGAUGCGUUGUUUUGGGCACUCUUUUAAUUAUCCCGAAGAAGAAGAGUUGCAAAUGUGAGAAACCUGAUAGUUACAAAGGUAUCGAAACAAGCGAGAUCUAA
Messenger RNA from Trichomonas vaginalis G3, 2550 nucleotides. RefSeq names its product surface antigen family. The record is from RefSeq and is a predicted model, not a curated record. The transcript has a single exon. NCBI's taxonomy places the organism in Eukaryota, Parabasalia, Trichomonadida, Trichomonadidae. The coding region runs from base 1 to 2550 and encodes 849 amino acids.